AGAAACUGCGCGCAUCCCCUCGCCAUCAAAUCAAUAGAUUAAGUUUCACGAUGUUUUUCUAAUGGGUUCAGCACUGUGCGGCCCUAGACGGAAAAAGCAAGUUGGUUCGUCUUGGGUGGGUAACGAGAACGAUAACCCCUUCGAGACAGCUCUUACCAAAAAGGAGAGGACGUUAUUGCGCGAGACAUUCCAGCGUCUUGAUGAGCCGAAGGAGAUAGUAGGGACGAUAUUCGUCGACAUAGUAAACGAUAUUGAACCGGAUCUAAAAAAGGUUUUCGGUGUCGAUCGUGCCCCAAAGGCUGCAAUGUUGAAAAUGCCAAAGUUUGGUGGACAUGUGGCACGAUUUACGGAACUCAUUGACCAGAUCACUUCCAUGGUUGGCUACACAGAAAAUCUAGGGGGUGCAUGGCAGCUUGUGCGGAAAACUGGACGGAUUCACGUAAAGCAGGGAUUCCUCGAGCAGAAUCAAAACCAGCUUGAGAAAAAUUAUUUCGAACUGGUGAUGAAUAUUUUCAUAGAACGUUUUAUUCCUUUUCUAACUGGGGAGCAGACGCUGCCAGCUCCAGAUGGUAACGAAAAGAAAAGAGUGCGAUUUGCUCAAAGCUAUGCCCCUGCCCAAAUAGCUGAAGUAUGGAAGAAAUUUUUCAAUUUGGUCUCGGCUCAAAUGACAGAUGCAUUUGAGCACGAACGUAAUAAACAAAGAAAUGCUCAAAGUCAGAAGACUCUUGCCCCACAUCAACAUGUAGAACAAAACGAACGAAAGAAGAAGAGAAUACAGGAAAAGCAAAGCGAAAUCGAAAAUAACGCAAUCGCUGAGCCGAAGGAACAGGAACAAAUGUUCGAGGAUCCGUUCUGA
Cylicocyclus nassatus is the source of this 856-nucleotide messenger RNA. Lineage: Eukaryota; Metazoa; Nematoda; Chromadorea; Rhabditida; Strongylidae. The record is from the annotation of a GenBank genome assembly.